UCUAAGCCGUUGAAAACAACGGUCAGAUUCAUGCGGCGCCUCGAAGUCCUCCGGGAUCCGAUUUUGGCUGGUGCUGGAGUAGCAAGGAACCUGUUUUUGCGCGGCCGGUGUCAGUGGAACGGAGCGUCAGCUGGUGCACACAAGGAAUGCUAUGCUUAGCCGCACAAAAGGAAGGCUCUGCCGCUCUCGAGCUGUCAUUGAACGUCAGCACGCGCAGAGCAAAGGGCAGCGGUGGAUGCACCACCACAAAAUCGGGCGCAGCACGACUCCAAACUGACCCCUAUGGUGAUGUUGAUCUGGGCGACGAUGUUGCUAACGAUGAUGACGAUGUUGAUGAUGAUGAUGAUGUCGAUGAUGAUGUUCGUGAUGAUGAUGAUUGUGAUGACGACGAUGAUGAUGAUGACGAUGAUGACGACGAUGAUGACGGCGAUGAUGACGAUGUUGAUGAUGGCGAUGACAACGGAGAGGACGAUGGUGGUGAUUUUGAUGACGACGACGAUGUCGCUGAUGAUGAUGAUGUUGUUGAUGACGUUGAUGAUGUUGAUGAUGAUGUCGAUGAUGAUGACGAUGUUGAUGACGUUGACGAGGUUGAUGAUGAUGUUGUUGAUGAUGAUGAUGAUGAUGAUGUUGAUGAAGAUGAUGAUGAUCACGAUGACAAUGAUGGUGAUGAUGAUGAUGAUGAUGAAAAUGAUGACGUUGAUGGUGGUGGCGACGAUGAUGGUGAUGAUGGGGGCAAUGAUGAUGAUGAUGAUGGCAAGCAAGAACCACGGGACCGCUCGAGAGGAAAGAACGAAAGGGAAUCAGAAGGGGACACAGAAACCAUAUGGCCCAAUGUCACCGACAUCCUUUCCCUCCGUCCCCGCAACUUGAAACAGGUGGCGCGACGCGGCCGCUCCCAUGGGCCGGCAAACAUGCCUGACACGAGGGCAGGCAGAACAACACUUUACCUUGAAGAGGGCACAGCGCACACGAUGACGCUGCUCUUUGACGGCUCACAGUUCUUCGAGGAGGCGCAGUUCUUCGACGACGGCGAAGCGCACACGAUGGCGCAACUGUUCGACAAGGGCUCAGCGCAAACGGCGGCCGGCUCCCCGUUGUUGGCGAAGUUGGGAAAGCUCAGCGUGCAGGACAUGGUUCAGCUGGUGAAGUACGACCGCGUGCUGGUCCGGUUGUGGAAUUGCUACCAAUUCAAGCACGAGAAGAGGCCGGACGCGGACUGGAUCCAAAUGUACCCUUUCCUGAAAUCGAGGUCUGCCGUGUUCAAGAAGUUUGAAGGUCAGGCAUUGGAUGACGAGUUGUGGGAUAACAGCAGGAAACACGUUUCCCACUCGGCGUUGUUCAAGGACUGUCCGCCGUACAUGGGUUGCGACCAGGACAAGUCGAUUGAGGUGACGGAGAAGUUGGCGGGCCACAAGAAGUUGUCCGUUGACUGGAGAAAUAAGGUUCUCUCCGUGUUGAAUGGAAGCAGACUGAAGAGCCGGAAAGUCGCACUUGUCGAAGGCGCAGUUCACAUUAAAUGGAAAGACACGGGGGACGUGACAUCCCUCGCGCCGUUCGCCAACGACCCUUUAGAGGCGGACAUCAGGGGCGCAGAGUUGAAGGAGGCAGUGGCUGCCACAAAGAGCCACACGUUCGUCCUCGAUCUGUGCGAGCCGGUUGACCUCAAACUGUGGAAGCCCCAAGCGUGGGAGACUUUGAAUUCCUAUCUUCAGACGUGGUGUCCCUCGCAUUGGACUCUCGUUGUUUUCGUGCCGCGGCAACACAACCUGUCGUUUCUCGCCAGCAUGCACCAUCUUUCUUUCGUCAAGCUGUUGGAAGGGAAGUGGGUGCGGAGAGUGCAGCAAAAAAAAAGCUUCCCCAUUGGGAACAAUUUGUACACGGAGGAAGACCGCAUGUACAUCCUCUUCAAGGGUGACGAUCUGCGCAUCAACACGUCCGUGGUCUACGAGGGAAACCUGCCCACGGGUGCCGCUGCUGCGGUGCGAUUGCCUCAGAGGGUCACCCAGACGGAUGUGUCCGAGAUUCCUUUCACGCCUUGCGACUGUUCCUGUACUUCGUGGAGUCCGAGGAAGUUGAAGUUAGCCAGUUAUGCUUCCCUGAUCUCCACUGACGACGAGGAAGCCAUAGGUGUGGAGUUUUUUACCAACGCGAAGGAGGAGGAGAGCGACACAGAGAGCAUCGACCUGCAGUACGACCCGUCUCCGGCGAACCACGGACGAGGGUCCUCGUCGGCCGGUCCAUCACCAAGCGCUGCAGCCCUCGUGUCACCAUUGUCCAAACGGGCGCCGGCCACCACGCUGAUGAAGUUGCUGGAGAGACUUAGAGCUCUGGCCGCGCCCCCGCCCGCUUUGCAUCCCGGGUCCGUUGUCCCGCCCGAUCAUCCGUCAUGGAAGGAUGACAACAUCCACUUCCUGCUUGAACCGCAACGUCAUUCACCUGAGCAGGACUGGGGCCAUGACAUGGUUUGGCAUCCGGGAGUCAUCCAGCCAGCGAUACGAAAUGGCAAGUGGUUCAUGGCCGUGGCAAUCCCGGGCGCGGGAUGGGUGUCAUUCCCACGCGAGUCGAAGUCCAACUUCCUGCACCUCGCGAGGAUUUCGGUCCUCCAGAAAGUGAAGGUCGAAAAUGACACUUUAGCACUCGGUGACCUGUCCCUCAUUUCCACUGCCGGUCGACUGUUUGACGAGCUUCAGGACAAGUGCUGGUCGGAAUUGACGGAGGACUACUACGAGCUCGACACGAGUCCGUCGAAGGGCGUGGUGGACUGGAAAGUGCCCCCUCCUAGUGGGUCGGACGGUGGUUCCGGGGGGGGGUCACCUGGAAGUGGAGGGGAUGGGGGUGGCGACGCAGGGGGUGGCAAAGGAAUCCCGCCUAUAGGGGAGAGAGGGUCUCACGGCCGCAACACGACACCGGGAGGCAGCGCCCGGGUGGCGGGUUUCGCCGUCGACCGGACUCCAUCGACAGGCACCCGGCCCGAGCACACGACACACUCCGCCGACCCCCAGACUUCGUCCGUGGGCUCAGCGAGGGACACGUUGGCAGCCUUGGUUGCUCUGGGCAUUCGCUCAGCCGGAAAGCCGAAGUCCGCCGGGAUCCGAACUACGUCGGGUGAGAAGCCGCCAGAGCGGUCCGGAAUGCGAAGUUGCUUGGGGUCGGGGGAUCCAAGCACGGAUCGAGAAAUUCGCAGCAUUGCGGCGCGGGACGGCGACGUCGGAACGGUGUCGCCUGAGCGGGAGCGACGACCGCAAGGAUUGCAGCGGGAGGCUGCAAGUGCAGGGUCCGGCGACACGGAGACCACGAAGGGCAGCGUGCACGGGGACGGAAGGGCGGUCCUCGCGAUUCGACACGGGUACCGCGGAAGGGGACGAGUUUCGUGGGAGGAAGUAGGGGAGGAAACGGAGGAACAGAAAGGAGCGCAAGAAGGGAAGGAAGAAGGGGAAGAAGAGGUGGAAGGGAAGGAAGCGGGAGAAACGGAGCUAAUUGAUUUGUUUGAAGGAAGGGAGGGUGCCGGGUCUGGAGAAGACAAAGUGGAACACAGUGAGGACGAUGCCGGAUCUGGAGAGUCGUCUGACGAGUUCGGACAACUGUACGGAGAGCAUCACGAGGAUGAUGUCGACGACGAUGCUACGGCAAUAGAGAUGGAGACACAAGUGGUCAGCAGCCUUUCUGCAGAGCCAGAGGAUUAUGUGGUCCGGCCACUGACGUCUGCUGUCGACUUGCAGCACCGGUUCGACGAGGCUUCCGUCGCUAUCAGCCCGUCUAAAAAAAGUCGACGUAUAAGCAUCGACGAAGUUAUCGACGGUAUCCUCGACGACCACAACGUGUCUGCCCGUCCGUCCGCAACUACCAACGUCGCAUUUUCCGUGGCAGAUGCCCUCGCUUCGUCGCCGCCGAAGUCUCUGGUGCUGCAGGCCACCCUUGCCGCCGAAGGGGAAGGCGAGUGCGGUGGAGGACGGCAUUUGACGUCCCCAAAAAAAUCGAGGUUCGGCGGUCAGGCUCUCGACGUGCUCGCUUUGCCUGCGCCAAAUUCACCAUCGAAGGAGCGGAGAGAGAAACAGACUGGUAAGCCGUGAAGAAUGCCUGCGCAUCCGGAUGUC
This is a messenger RNA of Chara braunii, 4094 nucleotides long. NCBI's taxonomy places the organism in Eukaryota, Viridiplantae, Streptophyta, Charophyceae, Charales, Characeae. The record is from the annotation of a GenBank genome assembly.